Molecule: messenger RNA, 2406 nt
Organism: Rhinocladiella mackenziei CBS 650.93
Lineage: Eukaryota; Fungi; Ascomycota; Eurotiomycetes; Chaetothyriales; Herpotrichiellaceae
Product: potassium uptake protein
Exons: 2
Coding region: 1-2406 (801 amino acids)
Biological process (GO): potassium ion transmembrane transport
Cellular component (GO): membrane
Molecular function (GO): potassium ion transmembrane transporter activity
Source: RefSeq, a predicted model, not a curated record
AUGGCGGAUCCUCGCAUUCAGUUCGGCGAUGCAAUCCAGCCUGUAGCCUCUCACGGCGGUGGGGUUUACACUUUAAGAAGCAGGGAAGCCACAGGGGUCGGUAGCAUUCGUGGUACAAGUCAGACUCGGCGCGAUAAAAAAGAAGAUGUUGAUACCGAGUCCAACAAUGUGGAGGAUCGCGACAUCAAGACUAAACAGGUCUUCUCUGGAUGGAAGCUGCUUUGGCUAGGCUAUCAAUCUAUUGGCGUGAUCUAUGGCGACAUCGGCACGAGCCCGCUAUACGUCUACUCGUCCACCUUUACGGAAGACCCCAGCUACGACGACCUUCUUGGAGCUCUAUCCUUGAUAAUAUGGGCUCUCACGAUCAUGGUCACCAUCAAAUAUUGUCUCAUCAUCCUGCGAGCCGACGAUGAAGGAGAAGGCGGAACGUUCGCACUCUUCUCGCUGUUGUCUCGAUAUGCCAAUAUUGUUCGACGUGAUCCUCGUGAAGAACAAAUGAUCAGAAUGGAACGCCAUGUCACCGGCGAGCUGGGCAGAUCUGCCCAAAAGACACGAAAUCUGAUGGAGCGCUCCCGUUUCAUGCAAUGGCUCUUGAAGAUCGUCGGUGUCUUCGGUGUUGCAUUGGUCAUGUCCGAUGGCGUGUUGACCCCAGCACAAUCCGUUCUCGGUGCCAUCCAGGGCAUCGAGGUCGUAUCACCAGAUAUCACGAACGCCACGAUCAUCGGAGUGUCCUGUGCCAUCCUCGUGGUGCUUUUCUUGAUUCAGCCAUUCGGAAUAACCAAACUCGCGAGCUCGUUUGCUCCUAUCGUCAUCGUCUGGCUCCUAUUCAACGCAGUCUUCGGCAUCUACAACCUUGCUCGACACGAUGCUUCCGUAUUAAAGGCAUUCUCUCCAUAUUUUGCGGGAGCGUAUCUCGUGAGGAACCAAACGGAGGGCUGGAAAAGCCUGGGAGGCAUUCUUCUGGCCUUUACUGGCUGUGAAGCGCUCUUUGCCGAUCUUGGAGCUUUUACACAUCGCGCCGUUCAGCUCUCAUGGCUCGGAUUCGCUUUCCCAUGCUUGCUCUUGGGUUAUAUUGGACAAGCCGCUUACAUCUCUGAUAAUCGCACGGCCUGGACAAAUCCAUUCUACAACACGGUCCCCCCCGGGUGCUUCUGGCCGUCACUGGUCGUUGCUAUCCUUGCCGCUAUUGUGGCCAGUCAAGCUAUGAUUACAGCGGUAUUCCAGUUGUUGUCCCAGAUCAUGAAGCUAUCCUAUUUCCCUCAGAUCCGAAUUGUGCACACGUCCAAGAUCUUUUAUGGCCAGCUUUAUAUUCCCAUUGCCAACUGGCUGCUCAUGAUCGGAACUGUCGUGGUGACGGCUGUCUACAACAAUACCACCAAUCUGGGCCACGCAUAUGGAGUUUGCGUCAUCCUGGUGACCUUUUUGAGCACUUGCAUGGUUGCUCUGGUAGCCUUGAUUGUGUGGCGCGUGCCGACCGUGAUUGUCGCGUUUGUCUGGCUGAUAUUCGCCCUGUUCGACGGAGUGUUUCUCUCCGCUGCUUUGACCAAGGUUCCGGAAGGAGCCUGGUUCACGUUGGCACUUGCGGUAGUGUUAUCCUGCAUCUUUAUUCUCUGGAGAUUCGGAAAAGAACAACAGUGGAAAGCUGAGGCGUCCGAUCGGUUCCCACCGUCGCAUAUGAUCCGAGCUGCGGAAAGAACCAAUGAAUACAGCCGGAAGUUGAGGCUUUCUCCAGCCUUUGGUGGUCAAGAGAUCACCCGCAUCGACGGCAUGGGUAUCUUCUUUGACAAGGCUGGGGCGCCAUCCACCACUCCCACUGUUUUCAUACACUUCCUUCAAAAAUUCCACGCGGCAUCGGACAUCAUCAUCUUUUUUCAUCUCCGACCGCUCCAGAUCCCUACUGUUCCACCUGAGGAGCGUUACACCGUAACGCGAUGUUAUAUCGGAACCGAAGGCGAUAGCAAAUGUCCAAUGCCAGGUACCUAUCGCCUCACGAUCCGCCACGGCUACAAUGAUGAAGUCAUUUCCGAGAAUCUGGGCCUUCUGCUCUACGAACAAACUCGCAACUAUAUGAUUCGAGAAGGCGUCGACGUAAAGUCGACUGAGCCCGAACACGUGAACCAUCUGAAGGAGACGGUGUUCGAGGAGAAAGCAAUAGACUCCACGCGCCCAUCGUUCGAACAGCCUGACCUCGCUGCGAAGCUGGCCGAACUCCAACGUGCAUUUUCGAGUCAGGUGGUCUAUGUGGUUGGGAAGGAGCAAAUGCGUGUGAAGCCUGGAACCAACAUUGUAAGGAGGAUUCUAUUAGAGCUAUUCUUGUGGAUUAGGGACAAUACUCGGUCGAAAGUGCAAGCGUUGAAUAUUGCCGUGGACAAACUUGUGGAGGUUGGGUUUGUUAAGGAGGUGUGA